AAGAAAAACAUAAACAAAAAGGGAAUAUGAAAAGAAAAUUUCUUGGCAACUCCAACGUGUCCAGCGCCUCUGGACUCGUAUAUAUGUAUGUUGGGAUUCAUCGCCGCAGAAUAUAUCCCAAAUAUAUUUUGAGAUUCAUAUCCGAACCUACUUUUGCCGUCGUGACUGGUUCGAACUCCAACACCAGAACCGUUCUGACCUAAGCCUGCCCUGCCCUUUAUAUUAUUUAUAUACACGUCGUUCCGGCAAGUCACGCAGCCGCGCAACAACCAGAGCAACACCAGCUCGAUCGUGACCUGGACGAAACUGUGGUGGCCGGCGGCGACGAUUAAUUCCAGGGGGAAGAGGAUGCAGAUCCCCGUGGACCUGAUCACGGGGGCCACGUUGACGCUGGAAGUGGAGCCGUCGGACACGGUGGAGAGCGUGAAGGCGAAGAUCAAGGCCAUGUCGGGGAUCACUGAGGACUUCGGGUUGGCGUACGACGGAAAGCAGAUGGAUGAGGCCGACGGUCAUCGCACGCUGGCCGACUACGGCAUCCGCGACCCCGCUACGGAGAUGCAGAUCUUAGUGAGCGGGCUCAGGGGGAACACCUGGACGCUGUGGGUGGAGCCGUCGGACACGGUGGAGAGCGUCAAGCUACAGCUCCAGGAGAAGGACGGGCUGCCGCCGUGCCAGCAGCGGCUGAUCUUCGAGGGGAGGCAGCUCGACGACGGCGACACGGUGGCCUCCUGCGGCAUCCGCAAGCACUCGUACCUGAACCUCUGCGGCCGCCUCGCCAGCUGCGACUGCAUCCGCACGCACAUGGAGGCGCAGAAACUGAUCCAAGAGCAUCAUCAAACCCUAACGACUCGACCUGCUGCUACGGAUGAGAUGCAGAUCUUCGUGAGAGUGCUCGGGGGGAAGAAGGCGACGGCGCUGAAGGUGCAGCCGUCGGACACGGUGGGAAGCGUGAAGGUGAAGCUGUACUACAGGAAGAAGAAGAAGACCAUGCCGUGCAAGCAACGGCUGGUUUUCUCCGGUAUGGAGCUUGCGGACGACCGCACGCUGGCCUCCUACGGCAUCGAGGAGGAGUCGACGUUGUACCUUUGCGUACGUCUCGAAAGUUGUAUCUGUAGCUGCAGAUAUCUCAAGUCAUGGAUACAAAAUUAAAGGCACCAGAUAGCUCACCCAUCAAUCACGCAGUAAUUGCAAUGGUAAAGUAAGGUAUUCUUUAUAAAACAUGUACAUCUCAGCAAUAGACUAGAUUAACAGUAAACCACCUGAUCAAUAGUAUGUCUACAUGGGUAUCUAUAGCUCUCUAAUCCAUUGCCUCGUUUUUCUCUAUAGACUAUCUUCAGUUUAGUAGAUAGCUUUACUCUCUCUCUUUAUUUAAUCUCUUCUAAGUAGAAAAAUAUACCGACAUGAAUCUCUCAUAGAGAGCCAUAGAUAACUAUUGUGGGUGCUCUUAGUUAGCGCUUAAUUUCUUUCAUUGUUCGAGUCGAUCAAUUAAUUAGUUGCUCGUUAUUUCUGGUAUUAUGGUUCCGGCCGUGUCCUGAUCUUGUACUGGCCUUGAAUUCUGGUGAUGUUUUGCUUGUUUAGUAGUAGUAGUACUCUGCAGAAAUUCUUCCAAAGAACAGUGUGUAAUCAGAGUGUUCUAUGUCUUACCACUUACCAUAUGUUGUUUAAAUGUUUAUUAGUCGAUGCCAAUAAUAAUCAUCUAGAUAAUCGAAGACGAUGUAUCGUGGCGAAGGGCAGGAACCCAAGACCUCGCGGGGUUGCAACCUUUGGGAGAGUGAUUUUUCUGGAGCUUUCUUUUGCCGACAUUGGCUCUAUUUGAUCAUGUCCUAUACAUAUUUUUUCUGAGGCCCAACCAUUAGCUCUACUCUAUCAAUAUGGCUGUGUUCUACUGGUGGGGAAAUGUCUUUUACUCCCGGUUGGUAACCAACCAGUACUAAGAAUCCAAGACUAAAGAUCGCUAUCUUUAGUCCCGGUUCAAAUACCUGGGAUUAAAGAUCCUCGGUUAGUAACACCAACCGGGAGUAAAGAGGAAAAUCUUUGGUCCCGGUUGGUGAGGCUAGCGCCACGUCUCUGGUUCCUAUCCUUUUUUUUUUUCAUUAUUCUUUGCAUAUUGAUUUCACACCAAUCUCACCAAAAUCAUAAAAUCAUCACACAUUUCAA
This is a messenger RNA of Oryza sativa Japonica Group (Japanese rice), 2157 nucleotides long. RefSeq lists its product as uncharacterized. Lineage: Eukaryota; Viridiplantae; Streptophyta; Magnoliopsida; Poales; Poaceae. The record is from RefSeq and is a predicted model, not a curated record. Gene Ontology annotation, biological process: protein ubiquitination; modification-dependent protein catabolic process. Gene Ontology annotation, cellular component: cytoplasm; nucleus. Gene Ontology annotation, molecular function: ubiquitin protein ligase binding; protein tag activity.